This is a messenger RNA of Rangifer tarandus platyrhynchus (Svalbard reindeer), 369 nucleotides long. Lineage: Eukaryota; Metazoa; Chordata; Mammalia; Artiodactyla; Cervidae. The record is from the annotation of a GenBank genome assembly.
AUGGACUGGCUGGAUCUCCUUGCUGUCCAAGGGACUCUCAAGAGUCUUCUCCAAUACCAUAGUUCAAAAGCAUCAGUUCUUUGGCGCUCAGCUUUCUUUACAAUCCAACUCUCACAUCCAUACAUGACUACUGGAGAAACCAUAGCUUUGACUAGACAAAACUUUGUUGGCAAAGUAAUGUCUCUGCUUUUUAAUAUGCUGUCUAGGUUUGGUCACAACUUUUCUUCCAAGGAGCAAGCGUCUUUUAAUUUCAUGGCUGCAGUCACCAUCUGCAGUGAUUUUGGAGCCCCAAAAAUGACGUCUGCCACUGUUUCCCCAUCUAUUUGCCAUAAACUGAUGGGACCGAAUGCCAUGAUCUUAGUUUUCUAA